CAAAAACCCUCCCGCCCCCGACACCACCAAGCACCAAAAAAGCUCUCCCAUUCCGACGACCAGAACCUCGCUCCCGGCAACGACAACUCGACGACCCGACCCAGUCGCAAAACUACAAACCUCCACAAACCACCCAACAUGUCUCACGAUAGCGUUUGGAACUCCCGCCCCCGCACCUACGGCAAGGGCGCGCGGUCGUGCCGUGUCUGCACCCACCGUGCCGGUCUGAUCCGCAAGUACGGCCUCGACAUCUGCCGUCAGUGCUUCCGUGAGAAGGCUGCCGACAUUGGCUUCGUCAAGCACCGUUAAACCUCGAAUACCCACUGCAACGGAGGAGGAUGGGCAGGAGAAUCAUGGCGUACGGAUGAAGGGCAAUGGGCGCGGGGAGGGCAUAGAACCCAGUGCUUCUUUUGGGGACCCCCUUUUGUCGGGCUCCAAGCACGGCCCAGGAUUCAAAGGAAACUGGAAAAAAAAGGCUGUUGUUGUUUUUUUCCCUACACGGCCGGCAUGCACAUUGGAGUUCGUUGGUCUUGUUUUCACUCGCGGAAAUGGGAAUCGGAAAUUUCAUUUUACAAACUUCACCGGGCCGACCAAAAGUGAACUUUUGCCCCGAGCCGUGGAUAUCUUGUAGAUCCAACGAGGAUGUGAACAAUGCACGACGAUAAUGACGUUAUUAGAUGUGGUGGAAAGGCACUGUUUCUUAUUACCAUUGACCAUUGAGCAGUGAUCGUGAGACAGUACCGGGAUAGAAGGGUAGGCUUUAAGUGUAUUCCUAAGGGGUUUUAGAGUGAGAGUUACUCAAAACCAAACAUAAGGUGUA
Messenger RNA from Pyricularia grisea, 820 nucleotides. RefSeq lists its product as uncharacterized. The record is from RefSeq and is a predicted model, not a curated record. Gene Ontology annotation, cellular component: ribosome; cytosolic small ribosomal subunit. Bases 139 to 309 code for a protein of 56 amino acids. Lineage: Eukaryota; Fungi; Ascomycota; Sordariomycetes; Magnaporthales; Pyriculariaceae. The transcript is spliced from 3 exons. Gene Ontology annotation, biological process: translation. Gene Ontology annotation, molecular function: structural constituent of ribosome; zinc ion binding.